Molecule: messenger RNA, 1449 nt
Organism: Acanthosepion pharaonis
Lineage: Eukaryota; Metazoa; Mollusca; Cephalopoda; Sepiida; Sepiidae
Source: the annotation of a GenBank genome assembly
AUGCCGUGUCUAUUUGCAGAAAUAAUCGUUUUCCAUAUUUCUUGUUUCAAACUGUUUUUCCUUUUUGAAUUUUCUCUGUUUUUGAUACAAUUUUCUUUCUUAUUUUUCAAUCCUACUGUUUUUCUGUUUCUCUUCUUUUUAUCUUUUUUCUCAUUUUCUUUAUUCGAUUCGCACUCACCCUUAUCGCCGUGGAAAAAUCAAUCAUUCAUUUCAACUUCUUUCUUUCUUUCUUUCUUUUUUCUCUUUCCUUCUCCUCCCAUAUUUUUUCAUUCUCUUUUUUCUCCCCCUCAACCCCUUACUUUAUUUUACGUCGUUUUUACUCUCUCUUUCUCUGUCUGUUUGUCUAUGUCUCUCUCUCUCUCUGUCUCUCUCUGUCUGUAUCUCUCUUACUGUCUCUCUCUGUAUCUCUCUGUUCGUAUCUCUAUCACUGUCUCUCUCUGUCUGUCUCUGCUUCUCUCUCUGUCUCACGUAGUUUUUCUCUCUAUGUCCGUCUCUCUUUCUCUGUCUAUCUCUGUCUAUCUGUCUGUCUCACACUGUUGGUUUCUCUCUGUCCGUCUCUAUUUCUCUCUCUCUCUCUGUCUCUGUUUAUCUCUCUGUCUCACGCAGUUUGUCUCUCUCUGUCCGUCUCUCUUCCUCUGUAUGUCUCUGUUUGUCUGUCUGUCUCUGUAUAUCUCUGUUUUCUCUCUGUCUCUAUCUCUGUCUCUCUGUCUGUCUCACACUGUUGGUCUCUAUCUGUCCGUCUCUCUAUUUCUCUCUCUCUGUCUGUCUCUGUUUCACUGUCUCUUUUUGUCUCUCUCUCUCUGUUUUCUCUCUCUCACUGUUUCUCUCUCUGUCUCUCUCUCUCUCUCUCACUCUUUCUCUUUCUCUCUUUUUUUCUUUCUUUCUUUUUUCUUGACCAUAAAUAAUCCAUUGGUUUUCUCACUCUCUCUCUUUGUAUGUUUUAUCACUCUUUAUGUCUCUCUCGCUUUCUGCUUUAUUACACUCUCUGCCACUCUCUCUUUCUGUUGCAUUAAUCUCUCUCUUUAUGUGUGUUUUAUAACUCUAUAUAACUCUCUCUUUCCGUUUGAUUUUUCUUCUCUUUGCUCCUCACUCUGUUUUAUCACUAUCUAUGUUUUUUCUCUCUCCCCACCCCCGCUCAGUUUUAUUACUCACUAUGUCUCUGUUUCUUUCUGUUUUAUCCCUCUCUACGUCUCCGUCUUUUUCUGUCUGUUUUAUCAUUAUCUAUCUAUCUAUCUAUCUAUCUAUCUAUCUAUACACAAUAUUCGGGUCACCGAUUACGAAACCAUAUUCCCGAAAAAUUGUGGCGUCAGUGAAGUAGACGACAUCAUGUUGAAACACAUCGGUGUUUGUUAUUUAAUCUUCAACCAUCGGAAGUUCACGAAAUUUCUGCAAGAUGCAGAGAUCGUCGAGAUAAAUUCGCCAGUAAGCCGACAUCGUUCAGUUUUAUGA